Panicum virgatum (switchgrass) is the source of this 1255-nucleotide messenger RNA. RefSeq lists its product as uncharacterized. The record is from RefSeq and is a predicted model, not a curated record. The transcript is spliced from 3 exons. NCBI's taxonomy places the organism in Eukaryota, Viridiplantae, Streptophyta, Magnoliopsida, Poales, Poaceae. The coding region runs from base 101 to 1255 and encodes 384 amino acids.
GUUACAUUAACCUUGUUUUUUUUGUAAAGCAGAGAUGUGAUUCUUUCUUUUAACAUGUUACAUUAACCUUUUUUUUCUAAAGCAGAGAUCUGAAAUAAAUAUGAUAUCAUCACCAAAGUGUGUAGUAGAUGCAAUAGCGGCCCUCUCACAGGACCAAAAGAAUAAGAUCAAAGAGUUGGGCUUUGGGGAGCUUCUAAAGUUUAGUUUAGAUGGCUUUGGAGACCGCUACAUGCUAGAAUUCCUCAUGGACCACACAGACCCAGAAAAUAUGGAAAUUCGAGUGGGGGGAGGAGAUAAGAACCUGCCCAUCAAUGAACACGUAGUACAAUGCGUUCUUGGCGUGCCAACUGGAAAGGGAAGAGACACACCAGAUUCCCCCUACAUGGAAUCUGAACUUAACAAUCUGAGAACAGAGCUUGGUGUCAAAACUGACAAAAUUAAAAGCUCUGACCUCAUAGCCAAGAUCAAUGGUGGUGGCACAGACUAUUUGACCAUCCGUUGCUUUUUUAUUCUGUUGUGCUACAAACUUCUGUUCCCUGGUUCACAAAACCAUGUUACCAAGCGGGAGGUUGCCCUGACCCAUUCACCCAAGGACAUUGCGGAGGUGAACUGGGCAAAGGCUGUUGUCGAUAACCUCCGUUCGGCAGCCCGCAAGUGGCACUCUGAUAAGUUGGCGGUUUCAAAGAAGAAAAGGACACUCUCUGGUUCUGUGACAUUCUUACUGUUGUACUAUCUAGACCAUCUACGGAGUCCUCACAGUAUACCUUGCAUUAUCACCCCGAGGACUUCCGUCUACACCACGGAUAUUAUCAAAAAAAUCAUAAAAGCAGACAAGAGGAGUCGCAGUGGUCACAUUUAUGGCCUCCUAGAUUUCAGGAGCAUGGUGGGUACAUGCUAUUCAAUGGGUAGUAGGCAACUUGUUCCGAACAUCAGAAUUGAACCGUUGCAUUCCAAUUUUUUUCAAGAUUUAAGCCCACGAAAGAGGGAAAUUGCCACAUCAUAUGUCAACACAGUUGACAUUUUGAUGGAACAAAUUUUGAAGGAGAGGAAUCAGUUUAUGAUCUCCAUGGGCGCGCAAGAUGCCCAGAACAGCAGCAGAGCAGCUGAGCCUCAGGGCGGUGACUCAGGGAUCCAAGAUGAUCCCCGGAACGAGCAUUCUGAAGCUUAUCCUUCUCCUGCUGCUGAUGAUGCUCUUCCUUCUGAUGACACUAAUCCCAGGUAUGCCGAGCUAGCAGAAGCUAUGUCUACCAGGUAA